Messenger RNA from Drosophila albomicans, 3071 nucleotides. Its product is annotated as trehalase. The coding region runs from base 99 to 2801 and encodes 900 amino acids. Lineage: Eukaryota; Metazoa; Arthropoda; Insecta; Diptera; Drosophilidae. The transcript is spliced from 3 exons. The record is from RefSeq and is a predicted model, not a curated record. Gene Ontology annotation, molecular function: alpha,alpha-trehalase activity. Gene Ontology annotation, biological process: trehalose catabolic process.
GCUGUCUGCUCACACAGUUUGCUUCAACUUCUCGUCUCAUCAAAUUUCAGUUUCACAGGCUCCACAAACAAUACUUAGCAUUUAAAAUUGUCGACAAAAUGUCUGCUCGCAAAUGCGCUGAAUGUGGCGAAGUGCACCUGGCAGGUGCCAAUGGUGCCAUCUAUUGCUGUGGCACCUUGCUACGGGCAGUACAAAUGUCGAAUAUGUUCAAGGACUCGAAAUAUUUUGUGGAUAUGGCCAGUCGCUAUUCGCCUGAUCGAAUUUUGGCCGAUUGGCAGCUCUUCUGCAGCUGCAAAAAGAAUGAAAACUCGGUGAAGCAUUUAACCAAUUUCGUGGAGAAUCAUUUCGAGCCACCUGGCACAGAGUUGGAGGCCUGGUGUCCACCUGAUUGGCGCUGCGAGCCCGCGUUCUUGGCCCAAGUUAAGGAUCCCGAACUGAAGAAGUUUGCCUCGGAGCUGAACAAGAUGUGGAAGAGUCUCGGUCGCCACAUCAAAGACUGCGUCCGUUCGAAUCCAUUGCAAUACUCCCUGGUCUAUGUACCGAAUCCGUUUAUAGUGCCUGGUGGACGAUUCAAUGAGUUCUACUAUUGGGACACGUAUUGGAUUGUGCGUGGUCUGCUGUACAAUGGCAUGGCACAGACGGCACGGGGUAUGAUCGAUAACCUGCUGUACAUUGUGUCGCAGUACAAGUUUGUGCCGAAUGGUGGACGCAUCUAUUAUUGGGGUCGCUCGCAGCCACCGCUGCUGGUGCCCAUGGUGAAGUCGUACGUGGAGAUGACCAAUGAUCGCAAGUAUGCGGUACAAGUGCUGCCCAUACUCGAGAUGGAGAUCGAUAAUUUCCUGAGCAAUCAUGCGGUUCAGGUCAAGGGACGCACCAUGUAUCAGUAUCGCGACAAAUCGAAUGGACCACGACCCGAAUCGUUUCGCGAGGAUGUGGCGAGUGCCUCAGGCUUUGCCACGAACACCGAAAAGGAGGAGCACUACUCGCAUCUGAAGGCUGCCUGUGAGUCGGGCAUGGACUUUAGUUCACGCUGGUUUGUCUCCGACUGUGGUAAUAAUGUGGGUACUUUGGCCAACAUCAAGACCACCUGGAUAGUGCCUGUUGAUCUGAACUGCAUAUUGUUUCGCAAUUGCAAGACACUCGCCGAGUUCAACUCGUGGAUGGGCAACACGGACAGAGCGGAAAACUAUCGCAUGAUUGCGGGCAAUCUAAUCAAGGCCAUAACCGCAGUGCUGUGGAAUGAGGAGCGUGGCGUUUGGUUCGAUUACGAUCUGAAGAACAAGGUGCCUCGCGAUUAUUUUGUUGCCACAAAUCUGUCGCCACUUUGGGCGCGUGCGUAUCCCAUCAACAAUGCUGACAAGAUCACCGAGUCGCUAAUGCGUUACAUUGAGGAGAAUAAGCUGGAUUCGUUUCCGGGUGGCGUUCCACACACACUGAGCAAUACGGGUGAACAAUGGGACUAUCCGAAUGUGUGGCCUCCGAUGAUGCAUGUGCUGAUCGAGGGCCUCAAUAAUCUAGGAACGCCACAGGCCAAGGAAUUGUCGCAACGCUGGCGUGAUCGAUGGGUGCGAUCCAACUAUGAGGCUUACAAGAAGACCGGAUUCAUGUACGAAAAGUACAACUGCGAGGUAUUCGGCAGCGGCGGUUCGGGUGAGUACGUCAAUCAGACCGGAUUUGGCUGGACAAAUGGAGUGCUCAUCGAGCUACUGGCCAAGUAUGGCCAGGAGUUGACAGCGAAGGAUCCAGCUGAUGCUGCAGGUUGUGUGUGCCCAGAAGACGAUGAUAAGUCAACUGGCAAGCCGAUUGUAGAUGAAGAGUGUCCCAUAACAAGCGAAGCCUAUUUGGCGCAAAAGCUAGAGAAAUCGCAAGCUGCUUGUGCGACGCCAGUAAAUGCGGAAUGCAACGGAAAUGGUGGCAACACCGGAAAUGCUGGCAAUGCCGCAAAUGCACAGGAGACUGAGACAGGUUGUUCGGUGAUGUGUUGUCGCACGGUCUAUGAGGAGGAAGAGGAACCCGCGCUUAUUGAGAGCUUCGCAACAAGCGAACAAGAAUGUCAGUGUGGCGAAGAACCUAUUAAACCAGAUCCAGUUGCCAAAGCGCAGACACCGUGCCCACCACAAACACCGCCACAGGCACCGUGUCCACCACAAACACCGCCACAGGCACCGUGUCCACCAAAAGCACAGCCACAGGCACCGUGUCCACCAAAAGCACAGCCACAAGUACAGUGCCCACCAAAAGCACAGCCACAGGCACAGUGUCCAACGUCCACAGUUAAUGUGGCCACAGCUACAGCAGAGACUAGAGCAUCGAUUGCUAUUUGUCCAGUUUGUCAUGAAGUCUGCGAUAAGCAGGAGAAGCGAGAGAAGCCACCGAUCUUUUCACUUGCCUCGGCUGCAGAGUGUGCUGACCCCUGCAAAGCCAGUGAGCCGAAACCAAUUGAGAUCGAGAUGGAAGAUGUGGACUGUCUGCUUGACUUGACACCGUCUCAGCUAGAGGAAGCAACUGCAGCUUGUCCGUGUGAUACUGAAGUGGUCAACGACGGCUGUGCCGAAGCACAGGCUAGAAGUGCUGAGGAUGGACAAGAUUGUGGCGAAAGUCCAUCAGUUGCACCCGACUGUAGUGUUGGUCCUGCUCCACCUAAUCCCAUGCUGAGGAAGGUCUUUCCGCUGGCCGAUUCCACGACGGGAAAUUGCUUUGAUGCGAAGCCGCAGGAGGCGAACAACGACGAUGACGACCACUGCAUAUGCUGUCGCGCUAAAGCGGAUGCGCGUGCGGAAAACCAAAAGGAAUGCAAUUAAGUCAAUUGUGGAGCCAAAGCUGAACGCAUUUUUCGGUCAAAUCAAAAUUUAAUAGUUCUAAUUUACGAAACUUCAGGAAAUACUGCACAAAACUCUCAACAAAUUUGAUCAUUUUUGGUUAUCCAACAGAGAAUUUAAUCCACUACAUUUGCAAGUAUCUUUAAGUUAUUGUCAAGACAUGCGUAGAUAAGUUAAAGAUAUAAAAAUUACGAACACAAUUGAAUUUACUAUCAGUUAAAAUAAAAUCACAACGAAUUUGAUAAAACUUUA